Molecule: messenger RNA, 156 nt
Organism: Chondrus crispus (carragheen)
Lineage: Eukaryota; Rhodophyta; Florideophyceae; Gigartinales; Gigartinaceae
Exons: 1
Coding region: 1-156 (51 amino acids)
Source: RefSeq, a predicted model, not a curated record
AUGACAGAGCUGUGGCUCGACGCGACUGACGACGUCAAGCUCACGUUCUCGUUGUUACCACAAGCGAACUACCGAAACGACAUCCUUCUCUUAUUUACUCUACUGUCUCGCACAUUGACCCUCUUACUGCUUUCCUAUGUUUUUUAUUUGCCCUAA